This is a messenger RNA of Periophthalmus magnuspinnatus, 1254 nucleotides long. RefSeq lists its product as uncharacterized. Gene Ontology annotation, biological process: T cell costimulation; positive regulation of T cell proliferation; negative regulation of T cell proliferation. Lineage: Eukaryota; Metazoa; Chordata; Actinopteri; Gobiiformes; Gobiidae. The transcript has 9 exons. Gene Ontology annotation, cellular component: external side of plasma membrane. Bases 167 to 1060 code for a protein of 297 amino acids. The record is from RefSeq and is a predicted model, not a curated record.
AGAGCUGCACCGGCCAAAUAGUACACCAGUGCAGCUGUUGAACUGUGCGGGAGCUCCACAUCUGAACUUUCUGCUGAAUUAAAAACUUCUUCAAAGUGGACAAGGUCAGCGCGGCGUCCCCCUGGAGCUACAUCAGCAGCAUCACACAACAUCAUCCAGUGGGAGCAUGAAGCUGGCUGUGACUAUUGUAACCACUCUAGUCUUUGCCACUCUUCUUCCACAGACUUCUACAGCCAUCCCAGAGCGUUCUGUGUCCUGCGCUCUGAAAGAGAACUGCUCUUUGGCCUGUCCAUUCACAGGAAAUAUAAAAGAGGCCUAUUGGAUCCGUAUGGAUUAUGUAACCUUCCCGAUUGUAUAUUACCCCGAAGACUUGAGACAUUUGCGACAUGAAUUCAGGAAUAUGAGCUUCCUGAAGCUGGAUCCUGCAGAUGGAGCUGUGCUAAGGCUCACACGGGUUGAAGUACAGCAUGAAGGAGUGUACCGCUGUUAUGUGAAAACAGACUUGAGGACGACUCGGCACCAGGUCCACCUCAAAGUAUACUCUCCAGUGUUGCAGGUGUCUCUGCAGCAGCAGGGGCAGCAGCUCGUCUGUAGGUCUGAGAGAGUCUACCCCGAACCCUCAGUGUCCUGGAGCCCUCCCUCUCUUGGCUCACAGCCUCAGACCUCAGUGAAUGUCUCAGAGGAUGGACUUUACUCGGUCUACAGCUCCCUCUCUGGCCCACUCAACUCUACACUUUACACCUGCAAUGUUAGCACCCCCUACAGCUGGAGAGUGGAUACAAUCAGACCCCAGAUUGAAGAAGACAGCUCUUACCUCAAAUACCUCUGGAUCUUGACAGUUUUGAUUCUGAUUCCAGCGUGUUUCUUCAUAUUUAAGAAGUAUAAGCAGAAAAAAAUAGAUGCUGUUCGACGCAAGGCCUAUGACAAGGUUGAAGUACAAGGCGCUGGAAGACCACAAAAUGGAGAAGUCACUACAUCCAAUCAACAUGAGAAUGGUCAUUGCCAUAGAAAUGGCCUGAACCACAUGUCUCUGACUAUGAACGAGGACACACAGGUUUGAGGAUGAGCCAAGCCAUAGUAUGAGUGGACUUACUUUUGUUAGUUUUUUUAAAUUAAGAUAUGUUUACUGCACAGGUAGAGUAUUUACACCAGAUGCUGUAAGAGCUGGGCACAGCUAUAGGAAACGGCUCCAUGUCUUCUCAAAUGCACUGAUUUUGUUUGAAUGAAACUCUAAUUUUUUUUUCUAGCUUUAGA